This is a messenger RNA of Drechmeria coniospora, 933 nucleotides long. Its product is annotated as uricase. Gene Ontology annotation, cellular component: peroxisome. Lineage: Eukaryota; Fungi; Ascomycota; Sordariomycetes; Hypocreales; Ophiocordycipitaceae. Gene Ontology annotation, molecular function: urate oxidase activity. Gene Ontology annotation, biological process: purine nucleobase catabolic process; urate catabolic process. The record is from RefSeq and is a predicted model, not a curated record. Bases 1 to 933 code for a protein of 310 amino acids. The transcript is spliced from 3 exons.
AUGCCCUUCGUCUCCGCUGCCCGUUACGGCAAGGACAAUGUGCGCGUCCUCAAGGUCUCGCGCGACGCCAAAACCGGCGUCCAGCACGUCGUCGAGAUGACCGUCUGCUGCCUCCUCGAGGGAGACAUUGACAGCUCGUACACGCGAGCAGACAACAGCGUCGUCGUCGCCACCGACUCCAUCAAGAACACCAUCUACAUCACGGCAAAGCAGAACCCUGUCCACCCGCCCGAGCUCUUCGCCUCCAUACUCGGAAGCCACUUCAUCCAGAAGUAUAGCCACAUCCAUGCCGCCAACAUCUCCGUCAUCUCCACCCGCUGGGCCCGCAUGGACGUCGACGGGAAGCCGCAUCCCCACAGCUUCAUCAAAGACGCUGGCGAGACGCGCAACGCCGAAGUGCGCGUAUGUCGCAAGGACGGUAUCCUCGUCACCAGCGCCAUCGCUGGCCUGUCCGUCCUCAAAAGCACCGGUUCCGCCUUCCACGGCUUCGUCCGCGAUGAAUACACGACGCUUCCCGAGACUUGGGACCGCAUCCUCGCCACGAACGUCGAUGCUCGCUGGAACUGGAGCCGAUUUGCCGACCUCCGAGCCGUCCGGGCCGCCGAGCCCAAGUUCGACCGUGCCUACGACCUAGCGCGCAACAUCACCCUCAAGCUAUUUGCCGAGGACAACAGUGCCAGCGUUCAAAAUACCAUGUAUAAGAUGUGUGAGCAGAUUCUUGCUGCUGUUCCCGAGACUCAGAGCGUCGCCUAUUCGCUGCCCAACAACCACAACUUCGAGAUCAACUUGAGCUGGCACAAGGGCCUGAAGAACACUGGCAAGGAUGCCGAGGUCUACGCCCCGCAGUCCUCCCCCAACGGCCUCAUCAAGUGUGAGGUGUCGCGUUCGGAGACAAGAGGUGACGUGGCCGGUUCGACCCGGUCCAAGUUGUAG